Molecule: messenger RNA, 326 nt
Organism: Orbicella faveolata
Lineage: Eukaryota; Metazoa; Cnidaria; Anthozoa; Scleractinia; Merulinidae
Product: protein HGV2-like
Biological process (GO): CENP-A containing chromatin assembly; DNA replication-dependent chromatin assembly
Cellular component (GO): nucleoplasm
Molecular function (GO): histone binding
Source: RefSeq, a predicted model, not a curated record
AUAAGUAGCGCGAAAUCUUAUGCAUGCUUUGAUCAAACGUUACGAUGGCUGCCCCAACAGAAAGUUCUGCUGCGGAAUCUUCCUUUAGCGAGGAAGUCUCGAAGUUGAUGGGGCAGGGAAAGCGACAUCUUGUUUGUAGUGAAGUCUUGCAAGCUGUCAAAUGCUUUGAGGAGGCGACCCAGAAACUAGAUGGUCAAUAUGGCUCUGGUUCUGAUGAAUGUGGUGAGGCAUAUCUGUUUUAUGGAAAAGCAUUACUGGAACUGGCAAGGUAAAACUUCCCAUAAUAUCCCUGUGAUCUAAGAAAAAUGACAAGGAGCCCAAUGAGU